Peronospora farinosa is the source of this 1662-nucleotide messenger RNA. The record is from the annotation of a GenBank genome assembly. NCBI's taxonomy places the organism in Eukaryota, Oomycota, Peronosporomycetes, Peronosporales, Peronosporaceae.
AUGCUGCGAGUCGUAUAUGGUGCGGUGGCCAUGUCAGCCGGUGUGAUCGUUUUUUCAUUCCUUCAGGAGCGUGAAAAGAUGGAAGACAAGGAAAUAGAGUCUGCAAGGCGUCCUGUAAGUACGGAAUUAUUCUUCCAGGCGAUGGAAAAUAUGCCGUACUUGUCAAACCAGCAACGGCUUGAGAUGCGGCGAUUCUGGCGCAAUUUGACCAAGAAACACCAGCGGCGUCUAGUUCGUAGCAACAAUAAUGACUUGAAAAACACGGAAGAGGAGCUUACUAUUGACCACUUGGUCUUGAGAGACGUACAGGGUUUUGCACAGGAAUACAAACGUGUGUUCCCCGAUAUUUUUCCAGAAAAACAGGUGUUGGAGGCAGCAGAAAUAGCUGCAGAUCCGGCGAAACGAGUGUCCACAACUUGGAGUGGAUUCAUGGAUAGUACAAGUACUAUGAUCUUAUCCACUGGCAAGAGAUUGAAUCAUAUUGCAAAGGAUACGAAGGACGAGGUGCAAUUUGCCAUGCAUCGUACAGUACGAAAAGUACUUGAGAGUGCGCUGAAUAUUGUUGCAACGAGGUUAAAGCAAACACUAAAAGAUCCGGAUAUGCCGAGUUAUCUCAAGUCAAAUAUUGACAUUGCCAUCGAACAGUUUAUGCCGGAUGUCAAGAUAGAGAUAUUUCGUAAGACGCGUGAAUUGUUUGGUCAAGAUAUACCGACGAAUAAAAUGGAGGAAAUUGACAAUAGUCACAAGAGUAGAGGUGAAAGUGCUUUGCCGAGCGGACAAGGAGAUGUUAAUGUCGUUCCAGUCGCAAACCAAAGGUUUUGCUUCUUUCGCCACCUUCGUGGACAUAUUCUGCAUCACUUGUUUCCACACGAUAAGACUAUUUGGCGAUCUUUUAAGGACCCUUGGUGGAUAGCGUACACGAGUGUGGGUCUUCUGCCGGCAGUGGGCCAGUUGUGGUGGAUUUUUUUGUUUAUGAUAAAGGACAAGACGAACGAACACCAGUUGUGUCAGUUUAUUGUGGGGUUUAAGGCGGCGCAAUUCGUUACGCUAGGCAUUAUGCACAUGAUGUUUGGAAUCUGUAUGUACGUGAUGUGUGUCGUGCAAGGCUCCAUGCUGGCUUGCCAAGAUGGAGGUGGUCCUUCUUUGAGUGAGGGGACGGCUAGCUUUUUCGUGUUGCAGAUUGUGCUUGUCUGGGCGGCAUUUUUCCGAUUGCCUUACACGAAGCGUCCACUAGAGACUACGUUGUAUCGGACGAAACUAAUGGAUCUACGAGAUUGUGGUGUAUUUCACGAUGCAUUUGGUAACGAAGUGCACUUAAAUCGUGGCGGCUAUCUUGUGAAGUUUUGCGGGUACGAGACCGUAUCCUUCAUUGUUAUUAUGGCCCUUGCGGGUCUUGUGCUCUGGUUACCCUUUGAACCGUGGCAGCGUCAGGCACUUUUCUAUUGGAUUCGUACCGCUUAUGGACUCUUCUCGUUCCCGUUUCUGAUUUUCAAGAUCCCCGUGCUGGCAAAAGUAUUGAUGCACACUCGACAAAUGGGCUACAACGAGCAAGGUGAUACGGUCCGGUUUAUCGUUAAGAAGCGGGACCGUAUCUUGUCCACAGGCAAGAGAUUGAUUCAUCGUCAGGACUUGCGUGCAGUCUUUGAAUACCUUAAUGAGUAA